This is a messenger RNA of Aquila chrysaetos chrysaetos, 2753 nucleotides long. RefSeq names its product ETS homologous factor (gene EHF). The record is from RefSeq and is a predicted model, not a curated record. Bases 344 to 1240 code for a protein of 298 amino acids. Gene Ontology annotation, cellular component: nucleus. NCBI's taxonomy places the organism in Eukaryota, Metazoa, Chordata, Aves, Accipitriformes, Accipitridae. Gene Ontology annotation, molecular function: DNA-binding transcription factor activity, RNA polymerase II-specific; sequence-specific DNA binding. Gene Ontology annotation, biological process: cell differentiation; regulation of transcription by RNA polymerase II. The transcript has 10 exons.
AAUAUCACAUCCCUUUAUCUUCACUCCUGGGAGCCUUUAGGACACAUAACCUAGUACCUGUGUUUACCCAACCUACUGUUCUGUAGACAGUUUUCUCAUUGCCUCAGUUAAGGAUUUUUACUCCAGAAUCUGCAGCUAAAUGAGGCUUAUGGUGGUGUUUGAAAGAAGGUUCCUGGCCUGGUCAGCCAGUCUGACUAAGCAGAAGGCAAAAAAUGAGAGAGAGAUGAAAAAAAUGAAACAAAAAUUUUAAAAAAGAGAAAUGAAAGAAAUAAGGAGGAAGAUAAGGAAUAGCAGCAAUCAGUGAAAGAGGAGGAACAGGAUUGCAAACUUCACAUCCUAGAUCAUGAUUUUGGAAGGAGCUGGCAGAAUGAGUAUCAAUUCCAGCAGCAAUCUACUCCACCAGCAGCCUUCCUGGACAGAAGGAUAUUCCACAUGCAAUGUGUCCAGCAGCUUCUAUGGAACCCAGUGGCACGAAAUACACCCGCAGUACUGGACUAAGUUUCAAGUCUGGGAGUGGCUGCAGCAUCUCCUUGAUACCAACCAACUGGAUGCCAACUGCAUACCCUUCCAGGAGUUUGAUAUCAACGGGGAACAUCUGUGCAGUAUGAGCCUGCAGGAAUUCACUCAGGCAGCUGGGACAGCAGGGCAACUGCUUUACAGCAACCUUCAGCACCUAAAAUGGAACGGCCAGUGUGGAAGUGACGUAUACCAAUCUCAUAAUGUCAUUGUGAAGACAGAGCAAACAGAUCCAUCAUUAAUGGUGUCCUGGAAAGAAGACAAUUACCUGUAUGACAGUGGCUAUGGUAGCACAGUAGAGCUAUUGGACAGUAAAACAUUCUGUCGUGCUCAGAUUUCCAUGAUGACACCUAGUCACCAGCCUCCUGAUUCUUCAGAUGUGAAAAAAUCACAAGAUCAUACCCUAAAGUCCCACACCAAGAAGCACAACCCUCGAGGAACUCAUCUUUGGGAAUUUAUUAGAGAUAUUCUUCUCAAUCCUGAGAAAAACCCGGGAUUAAUCAAGUGGGAAGACCGGUCAGAAGGUGUCUUCAGAUUUUUAAAAUCCGAAGCUGUGGCUCAGCUCUGGGGAAAGAAGAAAAACAACAGCAGCAUGACUUAUGAGAAACUCAGCCGGGCUAUGAGAUACUAUUAUAAAAGAGAAAUCCUGGAACGUGUGGAUGGUCGGAGAUUAGUAUAUAAAUUUGGAAAGAAUGCCCGUGGCUGGAGAGAAAAUGAGAAUUAAAUAUGUCAAGAAAUAACAUUUAAAACACCUGGAUGUAAAUAUUCAAAGACUAUUUUCUUAUAUUUAUGUACCAAACUGGGGUGAAAAACCAAUUCUACUUCUGUCGGGAAGAAGGAACAUUAUAUUAUUGGUGUUAAAAUUAUUUUAUUUGAAGUAUGUCCUGUAUGGGGAAAAAAUGUACACAGUUUUCUGUGAUAUAAGAUAACAUUAUAGAGUUAUGAUUAUUUGUCCCUUCUUGUGAAGUUUUUAUCUUUUUUUUAAAUCAUACAGGCAUAAUGUGAUUUAUGAGUCAUGCAAAGAAAGGGAAGGAGUGAAAUACUAGGGCAUUUAGGGAGUAUGAUAAUCCACUUUGGAAGGCAACUAUAAGUGGAGGAAACAGUAAAGCAUCUCUGAGCCAAGUAGUCUUCUUCCAUAGUCAGCUGGUUUAUAGCUUUCAUUGGCCAAUAUCACUUGUUCCUUCCCUCCUCUGAUUUCUGAGUGUUUUAACACUUUGCUGGCUUCCAGUUGCUUUUGUUGAGUCAGACCCUGGGUUCCUCUUCAGAUCGCUUAUCCCAGCCACAGAGAGCAGUGGCUCUGCAAGGUGGCUGUCAGCAUUUAUUUGGAGAACCCAUACUACCUCCACCACUGGUACCUUCUUUUGUAGGCAGAUGUUUAGGACCUGACCUUACCUGGUACUGAGUAUCCUCCCUAAUCUCCAAAGGGCAUUCAGCUCAUCCCAGGAAAAGGGCUAUUUGUUUUUAACUAACAUCUUUGAGGUGAACCGCAGGAAGAGAGUCAAUCUCAGGGACCAAAAGCUAUUGAAGGAAGAUGAUAGUUUUCUGACUGGGCAAACUUACUAAAAGGCACUGGUUUCCCAGUAGAAAUAUUAAUACUCCUCCCACCCACUUAUAUUCCUAAUUAAAACAUUCAAAUCCAUGCCACAUGAAGCAGUGAGGAAGUGGUCAAGCAGAACGUAUAUUAAUCCCAUGGCACGAGGGAGCAGUCUCCCCAGUUCCUUCUAGUUGUAUGGUCCUCCUGGCAGGUCAAGUCUCACUUGGACAGGUACUUUCAAAAAAGUUUUGAGAAAUGCAAAGCUCCAUUGCAUGCAAAAUAUUAGUUCCCUUCACUUUUCUCAAGUCUAACUCCAUAUUGUAUUUGUAUUUGUCAACUGUGCUUGGGAUUCUUAGUUGGAGAAAAACCCACCAACAUAAAGACACUGAGAUUUGGGGGGACACUCAGAUCUGGGUCAGUAUUUUGGGCUCAUCUCUAUGCAGAGACUGAACGUUCAUUGGCAGCUUUUUCUUUCUCCAAGUCACAAAUACUUCCUGCUGGCACCAAGCACAUGCAGAACAUGGGGAAAUAAAAACUAGAGGAGGCAGCACUUCACCAGGUCAUUGAGUACGUGCGAUGUAGGAGUUGAGAAACAGGAUUUUCUUGGUGAUGUUAACAGAGGUGAAACCAAGAUCAAUUCCAACUCACUUUUUCAGGGAUGGGAAAUUUAGAAAACAAUAAUAGGGGCUGAGAAGUCCAGGAC